CGGAUAAAAAAAAAAUGGAGUUGAAUAAAACCGUUCGGAUCAUCGCGAUCGUUACGGUUUCUACGUUGGUCACCAUCUUCACGCCUGUGGAAUCCAAAUGGGUGCCGCUCAGCGAUUCCUUCGUCGCGAGAUCUCUACUCCGUGUGUUUCCACCUUCGAAUCCUCUCUCCGAGUCAGAGUCUCCAUCUCCAGCACCAGCUCCGGGACCAGUAAGUAUUCCGGUAAGUCCGUCGACGGAUAUUGAAAUCGGAUCUCCCGCCGAUUCCAUUUCCCCUUCGAAUCCUCCGACGGCGGAGAUAGAUAUGGACUCUCCCGCGCCGUCACCAGAGGCUGCCGCCGAUUUGGUUUCCCAAACAGCUAAAUCUGCAAAAACGCUUAUGAAUUCGCCUAAAAACCUCUUGAAUAGUCAGCCAUUGUUAUCUCCUGAGAUCAAAACCAUUUGCGGCAAAACCGAUUUCCCUCCCUUAUGCGAAUCUGCCAUUACUCCUCUCUUAACGGCUCAGUUGAAACCCGACGCUUCCUCCGUCCUUGUUCUCGCGAUUCAGGCUUCGAUCAACGCGACCAAGGCGGCGACGACCACCGUCGAAAAAGUAGCCGCCGCCGAUUGCCAGGAGCUGUACGACGACGCCGUGACGAAUUUGGAAGACGCGGUUAACGCCGUCAAGUCACGUGACAUUGCCACCGUUAACACCAACUUGAGCGCAGCGAUGACGGAUUACACCACGUGUAAUGACGGUUUUGAGGAAUCAGGUGAGCCUAACCCGUUGGCUGACGUGGCCGAUCAGCUUACGAAGAUGGUUAGUAACUGUCUCGCAAUCUCGACGCUGAUCAAGUGAAAUACGACUGCGUUUUCAUGGGUCAUGUGAAUGAAAAACUGUUGUUACGUUUCUAUGGGGAUUAAAUGGGGUUUGAACAUGGUACUACGUCAUUUUCGAACAUCCGGACAUAUUUAUGAAGAGGUGAAGGUUUAGGCUUUAUUAUGAUAAACCCUAAGAUGAUACUUCUUGCACGUAUCUCCUCAUUGUUGUAUUGUCAU
This is a messenger RNA of Eutrema salsugineum, 1036 nucleotides long. Its product is annotated as pectinesterase inhibitor 10. NCBI's taxonomy places the organism in Eukaryota, Viridiplantae, Streptophyta, Magnoliopsida, Brassicales, Brassicaceae. Gene Ontology annotation, biological process: negative regulation of catalytic activity. The transcript has a single exon. Gene Ontology annotation, molecular function: enzyme inhibitor activity. The record is from RefSeq and is a predicted model, not a curated record. The coding region runs from base 15 to 836 and encodes 273 amino acids.